Messenger RNA from Bombina bombina (fire-bellied toad), 6450 nucleotides. It is a transcript of the gene EVPL, whose product is annotated as envoplakin. Gene Ontology annotation, cellular component: membrane; cytoskeleton; intermediate filament. The coding region runs from base 174 to 6299 and encodes 2041 amino acids. Gene Ontology annotation, molecular function: structural molecule activity; cadherin binding. The transcript has 22 exons. Lineage: Eukaryota; Metazoa; Chordata; Amphibia; Anura; Bombinatoridae. The record is from RefSeq and is a predicted model, not a curated record. Gene Ontology annotation, biological process: intermediate filament cytoskeleton organization; wound healing.
UCUCACACAGGAUCAGAGGUCCCAUCGCCCAGGCUGGGUCUCCAGGGAGGAGCCUGAAGCCAAUUGCACUAUCAUAUCAUACAAAACUCUUCGCUCUUCAGGCUGUCAAAACUUCAGGUGCAACGUACGCUAGAAAAAGACGAUCAGAGGGGACACCGCGAGGGGCAGUCACCAUGUUCAAGGGGCAGACCAAAUCACUGACCAAAUCGCCGACCAAAUCGCCAACAAAAUCUCCUGUUAAAUACAGCAAGGCCACUGCAAAUGAACUGGCCUUGCUGAUCUCCCGUAUGCAGAAAAAUGCUGACCAAGUGGAGAAAAAUAUUCUGCAGACUCACCAGAAGCUGAAACAGGAUGCUGGCAACAACGCCCUAAAGAAGAGUUUCCAACACCAGCAGGAGAAUGCAAAGAUCCUUAAGGAUUCUGAGAUGCUGCUAAAAGAUCUGUUUAUGGAUGUGGACAAAGCCAAGAAAUAUGGACAUCCUCAGGCUGAGGAGAUAGACAAGGAUAUCCACCAGCUACAUGACCGACUGAGUCAGGAAUGUGCAGAGUACAGGGAAGUGUAUGAACAAUUUAACCUUCAACCUUCACAACCGCAAAUCAACUGGCCACAAAUCCUGCAGAAAAAGAAGCAACAAAUAGAUGAGGGUCAGUUUGGCCCUAGCAUGGCAGAUGUGGAGAGACAACUUGCAGAACAAAACAUCCUGCAACAGGAGAUUGAUGAGUAUGGGGAUGAAAUACGCAGCCUACCCCAGGACAAUGCAGCAGUCAAGAACCAGUAUCGAAGCCUGCAGGAAGAUUCAACAUGGAGAGGACGACACUUGGGCAGUCUGUAUAAUCACCUGACCGGCUGCACCAGGGAGCUCAUUUACCUGGGUGAAGAACAGAACAAGAUCAUCAAGCAAGACUGGAGCGAUCAAAUACCUGAUAUGACUGGGACCCGCAGGCAGUAUGAGAGGUUUAAGGCAGAGGAGCUGUUGCCACAGGAGGAGAUAGUAAAUACGUUCCUGGACGAUGGAGAUAGGAUCAUAGAGCUGAAACAUCCAGCCGUCAGCUGCAUCCAGGGUCAUGAUGAAGCUUUGAAGGGGGAGUGGCAAAAUUUCCUGAACCUCUGUAUUUGCCAGGAGAGUCAUCUGAAAAAUGCUGAGGAAUACAAGAAGUUCCAGGAUGAAACAAAUAAUGUAGCUGAAACCAUAAAAAGUGUAAAUUCAAGACUGGACAACAAAUACGGACUGAAUAACAGCGAUGCACCGAAGGUUCUAUCUGAGCUGCAGCUUCAGCUGGAGAAAGAUGAGAAGGAGCUAAUUCAGGCUGAGAACAGUUUGAAAGCACUCAGCCAGCAAGCCCCAAGCAUUGUGCCUAUCAAACAGCGCAGACUUCGUCCCCAAAACACAACUACUGCUGAAGCCAUCUGCGACUGGGACUCAGGAGAUGUUGUGAUUAACAAAGGGGAUAUCUACACCCUGAAAGACAACAGUAAGCGAGAGAGCUGGAAGGUGCAAGGUCCCGACGGUGUAACUAAGGAGGCUCCGGCUUCCUGUUUUGUCAUCCCACCACCAGACUUGGAGGCCAUUGAUAGGCUAAAGAAGCUGCAGGGGGAACUCAGUGAAGUAAAGAAAAAGAAGGUGUCAGUGCAAAAUGCCCUCAAAUCUGGCAGUCGGGAGACCACCAAACCCAUCCAGCUCUCAUCGGUAAACAGUGCUCCAGCGCCGCCCGUUAGGACUUCCAGUGUUCCUCCAGAGGACCCACAAAGCACUCAGAUCCUGGACAAGCUAAACAAAAUAUAUGGAGAUCUGCAAAACACUGAGCAGGAAAUAGUUACAAGGGUUCGAUCCCCAGUCAGCCGUGUCUCACCCACUGAGGACUUGACCGGGAGACUCAAGGAGCAAGAGGGUGUUGCACGUCGUCUGCAGAGCAUCGAAUCCGUCAAGGACUCUGCUCAGCGGGAGUGCGAGAGCUACUUGUCCAAGAAGCCUUCAGGACCAACAGCAUCCCAGCUCCCUACUACCCUGACAAACGUUAACAAUAAGUACAAGGAUGUGAAGGCUCUGACAUCACUCUACGGAGAGGAGGCUAAAGCUUCACUGAACCUGGAGAACCAGAUAAAGAAAACAGGGGACUUUAUCAGUUCAUUUGAAAGAUCCUUGGCACAAGAUGGGCUACUGCCAUCUUCACCAGACACCCUACAGAAACGGAUGACCGAGGUUCAGAAACUGAAAAAAGACCUUGUGGACAAACAAGACAACCUUCUGAAACUUAACCGCAGUUUGAAGGACACUGAGUUAGCAUGCAACUACCUACAGAGCAACACUAUGGAGCACAGCCCAGAUCUGCCCCGGCAGCGUGUCCAAGUGCAGAAGCUCAAUGACCGCUACCAUGCCAUUGCUGAUCAACUUGAUCAAAGGGAAAAGACGCUGAGAGAUGCCAACUUGCCAUAUCAACAGUUUAAAUCUACCAGUGACAGUCUAGAGGUCUGGCUUAACAACCUGCCAAAGGACCAGGUGACUUCAAUGGACAGCCCGAGCCAGGUCAACUACAAGCUGCAGUCACAGAAGAGGCUGGUUGACGAGAUCCAGAGGAAAGAGCCAGAGAAAAACAAUAUGGUGAAGCUUUCCCAUGAUCUUGAAAAUAUUCUAGGGGAAUAUGAAACCCAAGCAGACCGGUACCGCUCAACACUAGAUGAUUCUGUUAGCACUAUGGCCCCUAAUAGGACAGGAAUCACAACUCUCCAGGAGGACAUUGAGAAUAAGAAAAAGAAUUUAGUAAAGCGUUACACCGAAGUUGCCGUUGAGAACAAGCAGCAACUCAAUCAAAUGGACUUUGCCAAGAGGAUCCUAGACAAGAAUGAUGUUCAAGAUGGUGUCUCACUAUCAAUGCAGCACAACUUGCGCUCUGAAAAUAUUCAGAGGUCAGCUAAAGAGUCGGAAACUCUAUCUAAAGAACUGGAAGAGGAGAAGAGGAAGGUUGCUCAAGUACAGAUGACUUUGGAAGAGAACAGAAAGCGGCUGCUGUUGCUGAAGACACAAAGACCUGUGGAACGAUUGGAGGAGAAAGAAGUGGUGGAGUAUUACAGAGAGCCCCGGCUGGAGAGCGAACUAGUGACACUACGAAGCCAGGCAGAUAAUUCUUACAAGCAGAGGCAGAGCACACAGUCAGAGAUUGAGUUGGUGAACAAAAAACUGACAACACUGGAGAGUCAGAGAAAGAAUAUAAAGCCUCAGCUCCUGACCAAAGAGGUGACUGAGAUAGAGAGGGAUCCCAAUCUGGAGUCUCAAGCCUACUCCCUUAGGCAGGAGAUCAAACAACUGAAGGAUGAGAACAACUCCAUUACACUGGAGCUUGAACGCUUGAAAAAAGAGGUUUUGUUGCUGGAGCAAAAGCAGCCCAAUAUUAAGGAAAAGGUAGUGCUUAAAGAGGUUGUGAAAUUGGAAAGGGAUCCAGAGAUGGUGAAGGCCAGUAGAGCGCUGCAACUGCAAAUAGAUGAUGACGUUUUCAAGAGGAAGUCAUUGCAAGACAAUAUUGUGAAGCUGAGAAGCCGAACUGAGGAGUUGGAGAAAUUCAUAGAAUCUGUGGAGCCGAAAGUCAUAGUGAAGGAGGUUAAAAAGGUAGAGCAGGAUCCUGAAAUUCUGAAGGAGGCAGCCAGGCUCAGAACUUUAAUAGGGGAAGAGAGGAACAAGAGUGUGACCUUGACCAAGGAGCUCACUGAGUUGCAGUCCAAGUACGUGGUGGUGGAGAAACAGAAACCCAAGGUGGAAAUUAAGGAAAGGGUCAAUGAAGUAUUUGUUGUGGAGCCAGAAACUGAAAAGGAGAUUGCCCGUUUAAGACUUGUGUUAAAAGAUGUAACCUCCAAGAAAUCACUUUUAGAGCAGAAUAUUAACACAGUACAAAAUGAACUCCUGGUGAUGGGAUCACAAAAGCCCACAAUUGAAUAUAAAGAAGUGGUACAAGAGGUAGUUAAGUUAGAGAAAACUCCAGAGGUGUUGAAGGAAAUUGAAAGACUGAGAGGGACACUGAAAGACUUGGAGUCUUCCAACAGCAGGUACUUGGAACAAAAUUCCAAGUUGACAAAGGAGAGAGAUCAAUGGAAGAUAGAGAGAUCAAAGGUGGAGACAAAGACAGUGAAUAAGGAAGUUGUAAAAUAUGAAAAUGAUCCUUUAUUAAUCAAAGAGGCUGAACGCCUACGUCAGGAAGUACGGGAUGAAUCCCAGAAGAGAAGAGAGGUAGAGGAUACAGUUUAUGACUUGCAAAACAAGUACAUGCUGCUGGAGAGGAGGAAACCAGAAGAGAGGGUAGUGGUACAAGAAGUGGUCCACUUACAGAAGGACCCGAAAGUAACAGAGGAGCAUUACAGACUUUGCAGGACAUUGGAUGAAGAAGUUAGCAACAGACGCCGUUUUGACCGUGAUGUGCAACAGCUACGAACACUUGUAGAAGAGAAGGAAAAACUGCUGAACUUCCAGGAAGAAAGAGACAAAAAACUUGCAGCAGAAAAAGAGCUGCGCUAUAUCACACAGAGGAUUAAAGAGAUUGAGGAAAGACCUCCUCCUGUGCAGGAAAAGAUAGUGAUGGAAGAAGUGGUAAAGGUAGAAAAGGACCCUCUUCUUGAGCAAUCUGCCAAUGCCCUGCGUACUACUCUUGACACUGAAAAAAGCCAGGUUAUGAAUAUCAAUAGAGAACUGAAAAAUAUACAACUGCAGAUAGAUAUCCUGCAAAGAGAGAAGUCAGUUGAAAAAACCAUUUACAAAGAAGUCAUUCGAGUUGAAAAAGACAAAGUGAUACAGAAUGAGAGGGCAAGAUUGCGUGAACUCUACAACAAGGAACGUAUUGCCAGACAGAAUGUAGAAGAUGAAGCUAGAAGACUGAAGGAGAAAAUUGAGAGGGUGGAUGUCACAAAGAGAAAUUGGACAAAGGAAGAAGUUGAUCUCCAAAAGACUAGAACACAGGUGCAACAAGAAAAGGCAGCCAUAGAAAAUGAACUUUUAUCACUGAGGAGGCAAAAGCAACAGAAGAGUGUAUUUUUGAGCAAGGAAUCAGAGCUGCUGACACAAAAGGCAGAAAAUGAGCGACAGAAAAAGAUGCAGUUGGGACAAGAACUGUCCCAGCUGGAAUCUGAAAUCCUAAGUGAAAAGGACCGCAUUUAUGAAAAGGAGAGAAACAUAAGAGAACUACAGUCUCGUGCCAAUCGAGAAGAACGCAACCAGGAGACACAAAUGAGAGAAACCAAUGUUUCCACAAAAAUUUCAAUUCUGGACCCAGACACUGGAAAGGAAAUGUCACCCUAUGAAGCCUACAAGAGAGGUAUUAUAGAUAGGAACCAGUACAUACAGCUGCAGGAAUUAGAAUGUGAUUGGGAGGAAAUUUCUACUAUGGGUUCUAGUGGUGAAAUUUCCGUUCUUUUGGAUAAGAAGAGUGGAAAGCAUUAUUCUAUUGAAGAUGCUUUGAGAUCAAAGAAAAUCACUAAAGAGGAGCUUCAGAUGUAUCGGGACGGUAAGCUACCAAUUUCAGAGUUUGCUCUUCUGGUGGCUGGGGAAAACAAACCUCUGUCAAUGUCCAUUGGUGCAAUCAUUGGUUCCAGAUCUCCACUCACGUCCCCAAACAGCCACACUCAAAGCCAUAGUUUCUUUUCUCAGAGUGCUCCAAAGGUUUUCCAGGAUGACAGUUUUCCAAUUGCUGGAGUUUACGACACGACCAAAGAUAGCAAGUGUACAAUUAGAAGCGCUGUUACCAGAAAAAUAUUGGAUCCAGCAACAGCUCAGAAGCUGCUGGAGGCCCAAGCUGCAACAGGUGGGAUUGUCGAUAUUAUAAACAAAGACCGAUAUUCUGUUAACAAGGCAAUCGACAGGGGGCUAAUUGACAGCAGCAACACACAAAGUUUACUUAAUGCCCAAAAAGCCUUCACAGGUGUUGAGGACCCUGUGACUAAGAAGCGUUUGUCUGUGGGAGAGGCAGUGCAGAAGGGAUUAAUGUCCAAGGAGAAAGCCAUCCCCUACUUGGUGGUCCAGCAACUUACAGGGGGUCUGAUUGACACCAAGAAGACAGGUAGAAUCCCAUUGCCAGAAGCAAUUGAACAGGGAAUGAUCAGCAAAGACCUUGCUGCACAGGUUCAAGAUGACUCCAAUUAUGAAAAGAAUCUUAUUGAUCCAGUCAGCAAGGAGAAGAUCGAUUACAAGGAAGCCAUGGCCCGAUGCCGGAGAGACCCUGUCAGUGGUCUCCUGCUUCUGCCUGUUGCUUCAGAUAGCUAUCAACCUGCCACCUAUCGUCCUGUCAACAGUAUCCCUUCCCUAACAUCCUACAAAUACUAAGGUACUCAGCUGUCAUCCUGUAUUUAAUUAUAUCUUCUCCUAUGGAACAGAGAUAUCUUUGCUCUGUCUGUCAUGUGGGCAAUUGCCUUCCAAAUGUGUAUAAUCUGCAUCCUUCCUAUAUGUUAAUAAACUGGAAUGUUGCCCUGGUUUA